Myotis daubentonii (Daubenton's bat) is the source of this 6370-nucleotide messenger RNA. It is a transcript of the gene ADAM8, whose product is annotated as ADAM metallopeptidase domain 8. Gene Ontology annotation, molecular function: cell adhesion molecule binding; metalloendopeptidase activity. Gene Ontology annotation, biological process: positive regulation of cellular extravasation; positive regulation of membrane protein ectodomain proteolysis; regulation of cell-cell adhesion. Lineage: Eukaryota; Metazoa; Chordata; Mammalia; Chiroptera; Vespertilionidae. The record is from RefSeq and is a predicted model, not a curated record.
GAGAGCCUCAGGGCCAGUGUUGGGACCAGACGUGUUCCAUAGAUCACAGAGCCACAUCCCUGCACACACCGCUGACUUUGGACCCUGGAUCCCCACGUCCUGUUUGCUCCUGCUGGCUCCUGAGUCCCCCAUCUGUGCUGUUGGAUCCUAGACCCCGGAUCUCCAGGCCACCGGAUCCCCAUCCACACUCCACCACCCUCCCCUCAUCUGGAUCCCAGACCUCGGAAUCCUCAUCUGUGAUCCCAGACCUCCACCCGUGCUCCAGACCCCUGAGUUCCCAUACACACCUCGGCCAUGCUCCACCUCGGGGUCUGGCUGCUCAGCGUGUGGUGGCUGCAGGUGGCUGCCCCCAGUCCCCCCUUGCCCCACGUGGAGCAGUACGAGGUGGUGAGGCCCCAGCGCCUGCCAGGUCCUCGUGCCCGCAGAGCCCUGCCCUCCGGCGUGGGCCUGUACCCAGAGAGUGUGAGUUAUGUCCUCGGUGCCUCAGGGAACACCUUCACCCUGCACCUUCGGAAGAACAGGGACCUGGUGGGCUCGGGCUACACGGAGACCUACACGGCUGCCAAUGGCUCCCAGGUGACCGAGCAGCUGCAGAGGCAGGACCACUGCUUCUACCAGGGCCACGUGGAAGGGCACCCUCUCUCCGCUGCCAGCCUCAGCACCUGUGAUGGCCUCAGGGGCUUCUUUCAGGCAGGCUCGGCUGUGCACCUGAUUGAGCCUCUGGAUGGAAGCGGGGAAGAGGGGCAGCACGCGCUCUACCAGGCACAGCACCUGCAGCAGAAGGGGGGGACCUGCGGGGUCAGCAACACCAGCCUGGAGAGCAUGCUGGGCCCCCGGACCUUGGCAGCCUUCAGGCCCCGGAACCGGCCACUAUCCCGAAAGACCCGCUUUGUGGAGCUAUACGUGGUCACGGACAGCAGAGAGUUCCAGAAGCUGGGGAGCAGAGAAGCUGUGCGCAGGCGGGUGCUGGAGGUGGUGAACCACGUGGACAAGCUUUAUCAGGAACUCAAAUUCCGCGUGGUCCUGGUGGGCCUGGAUAUCUGGAACCAUGGGGACAAGAUCCAGGUCAGCUCCGACGCUGGCGCCACGCUGGACAACUUCCUGGCCUGGCGGGCACAGAACCUGGUGGGGCGGCACCCUCACGACAACGUCCAGCUCAUCACUGAUAUCGACUUCGCCGGGGCCACUGUGGGACUGGCCAAGGUGUCUGCCAUGUGCUCCCAGAACUCAGGGGCUGUGAACCAGGACCACAGCCCAAACCCCAUCGGCGUGGCGUGCACCCUGGCCCACGAGAUGGGUCACAACCUGGGCAUGGACCACGAUGAGAACGUCCAGGGCUGCUACUGCCCCGAGUCACGCACCAGGGGCGGCUGCGUCAUGGCCGGCAGCAUCGGCUCCACGUUCCCCACCCUGUUCAGCCAGUGCAGCCAGGACGACCUGGAGACGUUCGUGGAGAAGCCCCGUAUAACCUGCAUCGCAAACGCUCCGGACCCCGACCGCCUAGUAGGCGGCCCCGUGUGCGGGAACGGGUUUGUGGAGCAAGGGGAACAGUGUGACUGCGGCUACCCCCAGGACUGUCGGGACCGCUGCUGCAACACCACCACCUGCCAGCUGGCCGAGGGGGCUGAGUGUGCCCAUGGUGCCUGCUGCCAUGAGUGCAGGGUGAAGCCGGCCGGCAAGCUGUGCCGCCCCGGCAAGGACGCCUGUGACCUGGAGGAGUACUGCGAUGGCCAGCGGCCCUCUUGCCCAGAGGAUACCUUCCAGGAGAACGGCACGCCGUGCCCGGGGGGCUACUGCUACAACGGGGCCUGCCCCACGCGGGCCCAGAGGUGCCAGGACUUGUGGGGGCCAGGCACACAGACUGCCCGGGAGACGUGCUACUCCUUCAAUGUCCUGCCAGGCUGCCAGAGCAAUGCCCGCCUUGGUGCCGAGAGGGCCGGGUGCGAGACCCUGUUCUGUGAAGGUGGGCAGAAGCCUCCAGAGCGGGCCUCCUGCACCAUCACCUACAGCUCAGCCAUUUGCCAGGCUCUUAACCUGGACGGUGGCUCUGGGUUUGAGCAGGUGCUCGAAGGCACCAAGUGUGGCGACGAGAGGGUGUGUUGGAAAGGACUGUGCCAGGACUUCCACGUUUACCGGUCCAGAAACUGCUCCGCCCAGUGCAAUGGCCAUGGGGUGUGCAACCACAAGGGCCAGUGUCACUGCCAACCGGGCUGGGCCCAACCCCACUGCACAGAGCUGCUGGCUGAGUUGCGCGUAGCAUCUGGGAGCCUCCUGAUGGGCGUAGUGGUGCCUGUGGUGCUCCUGGUGACCCUGGCACUCACCGUGUUGGGCGUGGUCGUCUACCGCAAGACUGGGAGCCGCAUCCGAGGGAGGAACGUGGCACCCAAGACCGCCAUGGGGCUCUCUAACCCCCUGUUCCAGAAGAGGGGCUUCGGGCCAGAGAAGGGCAUGGCUCCGGCCCCCACCACGCACUCCCCAGAGCCGGUCACUCCCAUGUAUGCCAGCCACUCCGGCCCGCUCCCCCGGCCCACAGCUUCUGCAGUGACCCCUACACGGCCACCCCCUGCUCCUCCGGCCACCAUGUCCAGCCCACCCUUCCCAGUUCCCAUGUACACCCAGCAGUCUCCAGCCCAGCUCAGACCUGCUCCUCCCACCAAGCCCCUCCCGGGGCAGAAGCCCAGACAGGUGAUCAAGCCAACCUCCGUGCCUCCAAUGCCACCAGUCAAGCCCAAGGCUGGAGGGGCCAACCCUGGAACCACUGAGGGAGUUGGCCCAAAGGUUGCUCUGAAGCCCCCUGUCCUAAGGAGAUGAUGCCCCUUGGGGCACCCGCGCACCUGUCUGCAAGCUGUUCAUGUUGAAAGAACCCGGUGCCAGCCCCUGCAGUGCCCCCAUAGUGGGCUGGGCCCACUCUGCAAAGUCCCAGCAGAAGAGCUACCUACCUCCUUGUGGCCAAGGUCUUGCUUCCGCAUCCCAGGGUCACAGCCGAGGGCCGCCCGGUCAGGUCUCUGCUGGGGUUCCUGACUCUCACCCACGUUGGCCACACUCAGCUCCGCCAGGCUGGGGCCGGCUGCUGCGUGGCCUGCCUAUGGGUGUGUCCGGACCGCACUGCUGUGCCCUCCAGGCCCCCCAGGUGGAAGGCCCGUGUGCUGUGCUUCCCAGUCCUGCUGGUGUGCUCCGGCACCCCCGGACUGCAAGCCCCUCAAUUUUCAGAGCCUGUUUCCCUGCUAUUUAAAAAAAAGUAUGGUUUUACGAUUAAAUUAUUGAUCAACUUUUAAAUGACUGGAGAUUUUUAUUGGGUGGAAUUCAAUUUGUAAUAGUUAAGGUUCCAACGCGUGUUAAAAUAAAAUGUGCACUGUUCAAGGACGGCGACUUUUCACCUUCUUUGCUCUCGGACGUGAUCAUAAGACACCCCCGCCCCCUCAAACUGAGCGGUCCGGGCGCACUGACCCUUGGCCCCAGCCCAACCACUGACCUCCACCCUCACCUACAAAACUCCCGCCCUUCCGGCCCCGCCCCCUGUCUCCCCGCAACGGCCCAACGACCCGCCCCUUCCGGCGCCGUCUCCUAGCAACGGCCAACAAUCAGUCCCGCAGCCAUGCUGGGCGCCGCCAGACCGGGCUCCCCGGCCCCGCCGCCGCCGUCUCCCCUCGCGCUCCGCGGCCUGUACGCCUGGCUGGACCGACUGCCGCUCAGCCGGCCCAAGCGCCACCUGGCCCGGGACUUCAGCGACGGCGUGAUGCUGGCGGAGAUUGUGAAGCAUUACCACCCCAGGCUCGUGGACCUGCACAACUACGUGCCCACCUGCAACACGGACCAGAAGCUCAGCAACUGGAGCACUCUCAACAGGCAGGCUCUCCGCCCCGCCCCCCCCCCCCCCCCCCGCCUGUUCUUGUUGGAGCCCCCAGUCCGCGCUGGGAGUCGGGGGACUCCUUCUCCCCCACCCUUCCUGGUCUCCAGGACAGGUUCUCAGGCUGUUUCCUUGCUAUGGGUUUCCCUGACACCAUGCUAGUAUCCGUGUUCCUAUCAGAAUUUCACCAUCAACCUGGGGCUCCUGGGGGUUCCCCACCAAGAGGACAGCACUGGUCAGCUUGAGACUCACUCAUUAGGGUAUUGGUCCUGCCCUCGGACCGUGUGUCCCACCGAUGCCGACCACACCUCUCACUCAACAAUAAUUCAGGGUGCAGGGCUUUGCUUCAGGCACAGCAGACAUGACCUCUGCCUUCAUGGGGCUGAGUCAAGAGCAGUGAUGGCGAACCUAUGACACGCGUGUCAACCAACUCAUUUUUUUGGUUGAUUUUUCUUUGUUAAAUGGCAUUUAAAUAGAUAAAAUAAAUAUCAAAAAUAUAAGUCUUUGUGUUACUAUGGUUGCAAAGAUAAAAAAAUGUCUAUAUGUGACACGGCACCAGAGUUAAGUUAGGGUUUUUCAAAAUGCUGACACGCCGAGCUCAAAAGGUUCGCCGUCACUGGUCUAGAGGGAAGACACAUAAAGGAGAUGUGUCAGGUGUGAUAAGUGCAAUGGAGGAUGAGGCAGGGCCGCUGAGCAAGUGACAGACAGUGAUGGGAGGCGACCUGUGGGUGCGGAGGGGGUCGCCGUGGGGGCAGGGGGCAGAGUCCUGUGGUGACCCGAGGGGUUGGAGCUGGAUGGGGAGGGUACUCAUAUUCGGAACCUCCAAGGGUCCCUGGAGACUGUGCCGAGGGCCCUGCGCCCAGCCUGGGGCUGAGAGGCACUGCAGGGUCGAGGCCUGUUUCGGAGGCUGGGAGGGGAGGUGGCAGCUGCAGGCAGGUGUGUGCGGCAGUGGUGGUGAGAAGCCAGGUCCUGGGCAUUGGAGGUGAACCUCGGACUUCCUCAGAGCAGAGGGUGACUCAAGCAGGAAGGUGACUUCUACCGUGCAGUGUCCCGGAGAUGCCCAUCAGGGAGCUGGGGGCCCAGGCCUGAGCGCACAGGGCACCCAGUAUUCGUGGGGCGGCUGGGAACGAGAUGGCUACAGGCCUCUGCAGGUGCAGGGCCAGGAGGAGCCCUAGCCCCAGCAUCCCCUCCUCGGAGAGCCGGAGCGCACUGCUCUGAGGGCCACACCCCCUUCCUUCACAGGAAAGUCUUUCACAAGCUGCGUUUCUGUGUCUCAGAGGGGGAUAUCCGAAAGGUGGUGGCCAACACGCCCGGGGCCAUCGAGCCCAUCUUGUGCGCGCUGAAGGAAAAGGUGGUGGACGGCGCUGUCCGCGCGGACCCACCUGGCGCAGGCGUGCUCGUCGGUGCAUUUGACCCAGGAGUCUCCAGUGCAGAUGCUGAUGGACUGUGGCUGGGGCUCUCGACCACCCCCCACGCCGGUAGUACCCAGACCCCUGAUGUGUGUGGGAAGCGGGCAGCACCAUCGAGACAGGCGUGUGGCGCCCUCGAGUUCACACACCUGCAAGGGAGGGCAGGUGUCCUCAGGUGACACAGGGCCCAGUGGGGCUGGUGGCCUCCAGGAGGGCAGCUGCUCGCCCUGAGGGGCCUGAGAGGGGCCCUGACGCCAUCCUGAGUGGGGGCCCACGGCUUCUGUCCAGGGGCCACGCAGGGCGGCUGUUGUUCAAUGGGCACUUCUCCAAAUGGAGGCAUCCAGGCUGCACCUCGGGACGGCCUAGGCCGGGCCGGGCCCACAUGGCGCACUCUGUGUGGGCUCGCCCUCACCCCGUGUGCUGCUGCUGGCGAGGCGCCUCUCUGAUCUGGGGACCUGAGUCAUGUCUACUUGUCUCGAAGGCCUGCCGAGCUCCACAGUGCCUUCCGGCGUAAAGACCCUUCAGAGUCAGAGGGCAGAGAAGACGGGACACUCUGCGUGCAGAGGGUGGGCUCCAUCUCUUGAACCCUCUGCCAUUGCACCCCCGCCACCCUUUCCUGCCAGCUGCCGGGUUAAAGGCCGGGUGUUUGCCUUUCAGUCGGGACCCCACCGGUGGGCCCCGGGAGCACCUGAACACUGGGGUGCAGCAGCUGCUGGAGGAAAAGGAGCAGGCGCUGGCCAUUCUGCAGGAGACCGUCCAGGUUUUGCAGAUGAAGGUCAUCAGGCUGGAGCACCUGGUGAAGCUGAAGGACCAGCGGAUCAGUGAGCUGACCAGACGUGGGACUGAGCCCCAGUGAGCCAGAGGCCUCAGGGAGAGGCUCCCAAGUCAACUAGACCCGGAACUUGAACCCGCACGGACCUCCCCCGACCAGAUGUGGCCGCACACUGUCCAGCAGGCUGAGGGACAUCUUGUACAAAGAGCGGGGGGUGGGCAGCAGUGUGCGGAACUCACGAGCCUGGAGGCCAGGGAGGCCAGGGACUCGGGGCUGCACAUUGGCUCCUGGCUGUGCCACCAGCUUAGUUUGGAAGUGAAGACUUAGACCUGGUUGCCUUGA